AUGGACGAACUUCCAGAGCAGGUACUGGUGGAGUUCCGCGCAGGUCGCGCGUACCUGGACAGUGGUUUGGUGCACUCGGACGGCCGCAAGGGCUGCGUCCGUGUCGUGCGAGCCGCGGACGGCCUCGUGCACUUCCAGUGGCUCGACCGCGCAACCCGUGCAAUCGAGGAGGACCUGAUCGUGUUCCCCGGCGACGCGAACUGGCGGCGCGUGCACGCCUGCCGGACUGGUAGAAUGUUCGUCUUGGGCUUUGCGUCGUCGGAUCUACAGCUGUUCUUUUGGCUGCAAGAGCCUCGCUGCGACGCGGACGUGCGGCUGGCACAGCGGCUGCGCAACGCGCUCGAGUGUCGUCCCCUGGACGACCCUGCUGGCUUGGAUCACGCAGAUGAGGUGCGGCUCAGCGACGCAGAGUCCCGACCUGGGCCAGGCCUCAGCUCGCAGGUACCUGACGGCGCGACGCGUCCGUCGUCCGCCGCGCUUGGGCAGUCGCUCGUAGACGCGCUGCAGCGUCUGGGGGCCAGCGCUGCUUCCGAUGCUGUGCAUGCUGCGGAUGACGCAAGUCGACAGCCGCAGGCGCGCGCCGAUGAUACGCCUGACCUCGGGGCGCUUCUGCGCUGGGGCCCCGCGCUGGAGCGGCUUCUCCGCGAGCCGGGCCUCGGACCUGCAUCCGCUGCCCUGUGCCGCGAGUACCUGCCAUCCAGCAUCGACCUGGAGAGCGUGCUGCAAUCUGCCGCGUUUCGGCAGCAGCUGGAGGCGCUUUCGACUGCGCUGAGACGCAGCCGCGGCGAUGCUGGUCCCCUGUUCGCAGCGUUUGGCAUCGAGCCACCACCAGCGGGCGACUGGCGGCACGAUCUGGAGGCGCUGCUAGAGGCGCUGCGCCUUCGCGCUGAGGAGUCUGCGCGCAGUCGUUCUGAGGGCCCAGCGCCAGAAUCACGGCAUGGUGGUGGUAGAUAA
Cyanidioschyzon merolae strain 10D is the source of this 954-nucleotide messenger RNA. RefSeq lists its product as hypothetical. The transcript has a single exon. Gene Ontology annotation, biological process: ubiquitin-dependent protein catabolic process. Bases 1 to 954 code for a protein of 317 amino acids. Gene Ontology annotation, molecular function: endopeptidase activator activity; proteasome binding; ubiquitin binding. Gene Ontology annotation, cellular component: proteasome regulatory particle, lid subcomplex; cytoplasm; nucleus. NCBI's taxonomy places the organism in Eukaryota, Rhodophyta, Bangiophyceae, Cyanidiales, Cyanidiaceae. The record is from RefSeq and is a predicted model, not a curated record.